Molecule: messenger RNA, 1134 nt
Organism: Pongo pygmaeus (Bornean orangutan)
Lineage: Eukaryota; Metazoa; Chordata; Mammalia; Primates; Hominidae
Exons: 3
Coding region: 96-1025 (309 amino acids)
Biological process (GO): detoxification of copper ion; cellular response to copper ion; cellular response to zinc ion
Cellular component (GO): nucleus; cytoplasm
Molecular function (GO): metal ion binding
Source: RefSeq, a predicted model, not a curated record
ACAUCCCACAGGUCCAGAACUGCCAGACGGUAGUGGGGUGGCCGGCUAGGCUGUGGGGAGCAUGGAGAUUUAUCUGCAAAGGAGGACCUGGACAAAUGUGCCCCCACAUCCUCUCAGGCGAGGAGAAUGGACGGGAGAGAGAGGCCGACCCGUGUUUCCCGUGUUGCUGUGUACGGAGGAGCGAGUGCGAGGGACCGCGGUGUGGACAGGGACAGGCAAGGCGGGAGACGAGGAAAAACGAAAGCCACAUCGGUGGCGGGUGCUCUGCACACAACUCGCUCCCUACUGCACGCUCCCCACUCCGCACUCAGCCGAUCCGGGGACGGGAGCAGGAGGGCUGCACCCGGACUCCGGGACAGGCCCAGUUGAAAACAGCGGGGCGAAGGGUCGGGUGGAGACGCCCGCGACGCCAAGGCUGGGGUCCCGGAACGCGAGGGGAGGAGGGUGGAAGGCAAAGGCAACUUCGGGGAAACUGGAAAAGGCGGCUGGACCUCAGCGACACUGCGUACCUCCCCGCGCACAGCCCCUGCCGCGCAAACCGGCGCCAAAGGGGCGGUCGCGCGGCGCGCCCCGAGCGGAGCUCAGGGGAUGGUGCGCCCGGGCCUUCUGCUGGGCACAGCCCAGCCCAGGACCGCUGGCGGUGCAAACCCAGCCUGGCGGGUGCAAGCGCGGGGCAGGGCCUCUGCGCCCGGCCCCCUCCCCUGAGUAGAAAAGCAGCCGCAGGCUGUGGCGCCCCACCACGCCGUCCGGGUGAGCCUUGCAGUCUCUCCAUUUAUCGCUUCAGAUCUCCAGCCUUACCGCGGCUCGAAAUUGAUCCCAACUGCUCCUGCACUACUGGGGGCUCCUGCUCCUGUGCCAGGUCCUGCAAGUGCAAAGAGUGCAAAUGCACCUCCUGCAAGAAAAGCUGCUGCUUCUGCUGCCCCAUGGGCUGUGCCAAGUGUGCUCAGGGCUGUGUCUGCAAAGGGGCAUUGGAGAAGUGCAGCUGCUGUGCCUCAUGUGGGCACGGCUCUUCUCCCAGAUUUUAAUAGAGCAACCAGCACAACCUGGAUUUUUUUUUAAUACAACCCUGAGCCAUUUGCUGCAUUUCUUUUCAUAUUAAAUAUGUGAAUGACAAUAAAACAAUUUUGACUUGAA